Molecule: messenger RNA, 732 nt
Organism: Suillus subalutaceus
Lineage: Eukaryota; Fungi; Basidiomycota; Agaricomycetes; Boletales; Suillaceae
Exons: 5
Coding region: 292-732 (146 amino acids)
Source: RefSeq, a predicted model, not a curated record
GUUGAUCCAUUGAGCAAAGAUCCGUUGAACAUUGGUUGAACAUGCUGAAAUUUUUUCAACUUUGACUUGACUUUGCUCAAUAUUUGAAUGUUUGAACAUUCUUGCGCAUCAGCUGCGCACGCACCAUCACUCAUGCGAUGACGUCGAUAUGCAGUGGACCAAUUAUGAUAUAUAUUGGGACAUUCCAUCCAUACUCGGUUCACCUCAGCUUUCUUCUUCCCUUCCAUCAUCUCGUCCUCCUCUCAGCAAAAUCUCGCUGUUGACCUCAACCAUCCUGGUACCGUCUGAUGCAUGAUUUUCUCGCUUAGCCACUGCACUAACAAGUCGACCGUAGUCAUCCAAGUAAGUGCUAUUUACGGCGCAUAUAUGCACACAUUUCGAACAUUCUCACUACCGUUGUCCCGAUUAUCGACACGUCCAGCGGCUUCAACAGAUACACCGUUACAAGACAGUCGAUUGAAACACGAGAAUGAGGCAGUUGUCAUUUUAAGGACUCCCAUGUACCAGAAGCUGGUGGGCUACGUCAUCCUGACGCACGGGUGGGGGUGCCAGUGGUAUAUAGAGUACACUUUUAUUGCAUUUGUAAUUUUUUCGCAAUACAAUUGUUUUUGGUCGAUUUGGGUUGAUGUGCGAAUAUGCAAAAGGUCAAUUGGGAGCUACUACAAUAUACUAGAAUCUACGCUACGCAAACACGCUCGAUUCUGCAAUAUCUCGCUCGAUGCGAGUCGCUGA